CAGAAGGCAAAGCUUGGGCAGAGCUGCAGAGAGGACUCACACUGCAAGAGGACAGAAACAUUAAACCCUCUUCCACUCAGGCUCAGAGGAGAUGGCUCAGAAGAAAGCAGUCUUAUUCAACUUCUGGGGAGUAACAGUUUCUACCAGACAUGAAGUAUUCAACAAGUUGGAGAAGCUGCAUAACCUGCCAGGGGGCUUUCUGUCCAGUGUGGUGUCUCAUAAAGACAGCGCCAUGACCCAGGCAGAGAGAGGACAGUUAACACUUACUCAGCUGAUGCCAGCAUUGGAGGCAGACUGUGCAAAGGAGGCCCAGGUCAGGGGCCUGACUCUGCCUUCUGGUUGGUCAGCUGGAGACCUUCUGGAGGAACUCAGAGAGGCGAUGAUGGACGUCCGAGCCGCUGUGCUGCAGACAGCUGCCAUGCUGCAUCAGAAAGGUUUCCUGACAGCUGUGCUGGCCAAUGAUUGGGUAGAUGACAGCUCAGCUGGAGACCAUCCAGCCCGCCUUCUGUCUCUGCUGGCCAGCCAUUUUGACCUGGUCCUCCAGUCCUGCCGUGCCGGUCACAGGGUCCCUGAGCCUGAGAUGUUCAGCUCUGCUCUUCAGCACCUGGAAGUGACAUCACAACAGGCUCUGUGGCUGGAUGCUGAGGAGGAAAGUGUGAGGGCAGCUGAGGCAGCAGGGAUGGAGGCCAUUUUGGUGAAGAAUCUGGAUGAUGCUCUGAACAAACUGGCCAAAAUCACUGGAGUUCAGGCUGUUGGAGCAGAGUGUCCUCCACCUUCCUGCAGCCCUGAGGAAGUCUCUCAUGGAUACAUCACCCUCAAGCCUGGUGUGAGGACUCAUUAUGUUGAGAUGGGCUCGGGCCCGCCAGUUCUGCUGUGUCACGGCUUCCCGGAGAGCUGGUACUCCUGGAGGUAUCAGAUCCCAGCCAUUGCUGCAGCAGGGUUCAGAGUGUUGGCUCCGGACAUGAAGGGCUACGGAGAGUCCACAGCGCCUCCUGACAUUGAGGAAUAUUCUCAGGAGCAGCUAUGCAAGGAUUUGAUCACAUUCUUGGACAAAAUGUCCAUACCACAAGUCACUCUGGUGGGUCAUGACUGGGGUGGCGCCCUGGUGUGGACCAUGGCUCAGUUUUACCCUGAGAGAGUCAGGGCUGCAGCGUCUCUGAACACACCUCUGUUUCGUGUUGGUUCGGCUGCUGAAGACAAACUGAAGUCUCUUCCCAUUUUUGACUACCAGAUCUACUUCCAGAAGCCCGGUGUUGCAGAGGCCGAGCUCGAGAAAGACUUGGCGAGGUCGUUCAAGAUUUUGUUUUCUAGCAGUGCUGAAGCAGCGCAGCGCCCGGCUCUCAGCAGUGAAGGCGUCUGUGCUCGAGGCGGGCUGUUUGUGGGUCUGCCAGAGCAGAUCCCUCGCAGCUCCAUGCUGACAGAGGCAGAUCUGCAGUACUACGUCAGCCAGUUCAAAGAGCGAGGCUUCAGGAGGCCGUUGAAUUGGUAUCGUAACAACGAGGCAAACCAGAAGUGGAUGCGCUCUCGACCUGUUACAAAGCCACUGAUGCCUGCACUGAUGGUUACAGCGGGUAAAGAUGUGGUCCUGCUGCCAGAGUUAACCACAGGGAUGGAAGAAGUGUUCCCUAACCUGAGCAGAGGACACAUCGAGGAGUGUGGACACUGGACUCAGAUGGAAAGGCCAGCAGAGACGAACAGCAUCCUGAUAAAGUGGCUGAAAAAAGCACACGAGAAAGCUGGAGGUGUUAGUGUAGCACCCAAACUGUGAGGGUGAAAGGAAGGAAGGGAGGAAGGGAGGAAGCAAAAGUUGGGAAGAUUAAAAAAGAUUAAGUGAAAGUGCAAAAAGCCUUCUCAAUAAAUGUGAGUGUAACUUUAGCAGAACAAAAAGUUAAUGCAAGCAUAUUUUAGUCAAGAGCAGGAACAACUCAUGGAUGAUAACAAAAUUAAUCCGAAGCCAUUUUUCUAACUUUAGAUUAAUAAAACGUACUACUCAUGAAACAUGUGAGGCUUUUCUGUGGUUUGUAUCGCCUUGAACUCUUUGUUGCUUCGGCCUGUUGGUGGGUGGGAUAAAACAGGACAUUUAAGUGGUUAUUCUGUAACUAAUUUUAGACUACAACACAAAGAAUCCAAAUAAUAAAGUAGGUAAAACAGAAACUUCUCUUGACUGUUGGCUCGGGUAAAGAUGGAUUUAACAGUUUGUGUUUGUAACAAAAAGUUUAUUAAAGCUAAAGAAGAUCAACAGCAGAGGAAUGAAAUAAAACAUAGUAAGAAUAAGGCAACAGAUAAUACAAAUGUGGAAAUAAUUGUAAAUAAAACAUUUUUUUACUUUUACUUUUACUUGAUUUAUCCAGAAUAUUAUACCCUCACCCUUUAUGCACUGGACCCUUCUCUUUAAAAUAAUGUGACUGAAUACUAAGAAUAAAACAUCCUCACAUUCA
Notolabrus celidotus (New Zealand spotty) is the source of this 2438-nucleotide messenger RNA. RefSeq names its product epoxide hydrolase 2, cytoplasmic (gene ephx2). Gene Ontology annotation, cellular component: peroxisome. The transcript has 18 exons. Gene Ontology annotation, molecular function: magnesium ion binding; lipid phosphatase activity. The coding region runs from base 92 to 1768 and encodes 558 amino acids. Lineage: Eukaryota; Metazoa; Chordata; Actinopteri; Labriformes; Labridae. The record is from RefSeq and is a predicted model, not a curated record. Gene Ontology annotation, biological process: cholesterol homeostasis; phospholipid dephosphorylation.